AUCCCAUCUUUAGUUGUAAUUUAAUAUUUAGUCUAUAGUUUCAAUCUCUACAUAUAUAUAUAGGGCUUGUAGGGAAGCAUUCUUUCAUGUUCAACCUCAUUUUUUCACUCUCUUAAUGGCACUUGCCAAGGACCCUAUCUGCUCACUUCAAUCCUCUGAGCCUUACAAAUUUGAUGACAGAGUUGACUUGGAAAAGCCUGGUGUGAUUGUCAAGAACUUUCCGAUGACUAGUUCUUCGUCGUUUUCGUCUCCGGGCAGUGGCGAUUCCGACGGUUUCAUGUUCCAGCCUCCCGAAGAAGUUCAUUCUUUGAUAAACUUCAAAGGUUCAGUGUAUGAUGGAUACGUUCAUGGGACUACUUAUGGAUCUCUGCUUAGCUUUGAGCAAAAUGAGAAGGCUCUGCAAAGUACUUACUUGAACGCCAAUGGUCAUAAAGAAGAUUACUCCAUGAGGGAAGGCAGUUUGAAUCAGAAUUACGAAUGGAAUCCGAUGAAUACAAAGAGCGGUGUCGACCCUCGCUCGGUGGGAGAUUUCAGCUGCUUUGAAACUGCUAGCAAUUUUAGUUCCAUAACAAAAGAAAACAAUGGAGAUUGGUUGUACUCUGAGGUAGCAGUGGUUGCUGAUAGCAUCACCGAAUUACGAUCACCCGACUCAGCUGGCGUCAAGCGUCCGAAUACGGGAGACGGUAAUCAAGCUUUGAAGAAACAAUGCAGCAAAGAAGCUAAGAAGGCGAAAACCAAGUCCGGUCCAUCAAAGGACCCCCAGAGUAUUGCAGCCAAGAAUCGACGUGAGAGGAUCAGUGAGCGGUUGAAGAUACUACAAGAACUGGUACCUAAUGGCUCCAAGGUUGAUCUGGUUACCAUGCUGGAGAAAGCAAUUAGCUAUGUGAAAUUUCUUCAGUUGCAAGUGAAGGUGUUGGCAACAGAUGAAUUUUGGCCAGUUGAAGGGGGGAAAGCUCCUGAUAUUUCUCAAGUUAGGGAAGCCAUUGAUGCUAUACUCUCAUCUCAGAAAGACAGGAAUUCAUGCUCUAAGUAAUGGGUUGAACGUUGAAGACACUUAAAUUUUAGAAAAAUGUUAGUAUAAUUCAAGAACAACACCCAAGCGUUGAAAAGCCUGUUUGGAUGUUGAUGGUGAUUUAAUCAUAAAAAAGUA
Molecule: messenger RNA, 1150 nt
Organism: Hibiscus syriacus
Lineage: Eukaryota; Viridiplantae; Streptophyta; Magnoliopsida; Malvales; Malvaceae
Product: putative transcription factor bHLH086
Exons: 4
Coding region: 116-1033 (305 amino acids)
Biological process (GO): regulation of transcription by RNA polymerase II
Cellular component (GO): nucleus
Molecular function (GO): DNA-binding transcription factor activity, RNA polymerase II-specific; protein dimerization activity; RNA polymerase II cis-regulatory region sequence-specific DNA binding
Source: RefSeq, a predicted model, not a curated record